Messenger RNA from Ilyonectria robusta, 2206 nucleotides. RefSeq lists its product as uncharacterized. Gene Ontology annotation, molecular function: glutathione binding; glutathione synthase activity; ATP binding. Gene Ontology annotation, biological process: glutathione biosynthetic process. Bases 461 to 2011 code for a protein of 516 amino acids. NCBI's taxonomy places the organism in Eukaryota, Fungi, Ascomycota, Sordariomycetes, Hypocreales, Nectriaceae. The transcript has 4 exons. The record is from RefSeq and is a predicted model, not a curated record. Gene Ontology annotation, cellular component: cytosol.
CUUGAUGAUGGCUUGCAGAGGCAAAGCAACACCCCGCGUGCCCCUCAUUGCAUCAUCCCGAGAACCGCCCGUUUCUCGCAUGCGCAACACCAUGGACGUAAUUGCGCCGCAGAUAUCCUCUUCAAAUGCGAAUAUGCCCAUUGGCUAUGCUCAAAAAGGUAACCUUGCUGUCCUCGCAUGGGCGCUAGCUUAAAGACACGGCCGUAGCCACUUACGCGGGACGAUGUACUGUCGCGUUUUGCUCCAUCGUCUAUCUAGAAGCACCCACUCGCUGAAUUAUUAAGCCACGCUACUUUCUGAUCCCGCAAACUGAGACCUUUCUAAGUUGGCGGAUACACGGAAUAAUAAAAGCAACAACUCAGUCAAACUCAAUCCUUCGACAGCAAAAUCUCGCCCUCCGGCAUCGGCAUCCGGGAGCCUCGUUUCACCUUUCUGUGCACCUGAGUCCAUCCGCAGCACCAUGGCAUCUCUCACGAGCGGGGCUUACCCGCCCAACCUCAGGGCCGAGGAACGAGAGGCCCUCAUUGAGACGGUCAAGGACUGGUCGAUAGGCAAUGGCCUCGCAGUCCGGCCGCCGCCCACCGUCAUUGCCGCCGAGGCUGAUCCCAAGGCUAUUUCCGCCAUCAAUAUUCCUGUAACGCUCUUCCCUAGCCCGUUCCCGCGCCAGUGCUUCGCGCAAGCAAAGUCUGUGCAGAAGACUUACAACGAGCUGUAUGCUGCUGUGAGCCGGGAUGAGCAGUUCCUGGCCCAGGUUGUCAAGGAGGUCGAAGGUGGUGAUGACUUCAUUCGCAAUCUCUGGAAUGUCCACCAAAAGGUCAAGGCUGAGGGAUAUACUCAGCCCCUGUCUCUGGGCCUGUUUCGAUCCGACUACAUGGUCCACCAGGAUACCUCGACCUCAACUCCCUCUCUGCAGGUGAAGCAGGUUGAGUUCAACACUAUCGCGGCCUCCUUCGGCGGCUUGUCGACUUACACAUCUCUACUACACAAAUAUCUUGCCAAGACGGAAUAUCCGCUCCUCGACAGCUCCAUUGCCGAGGACGCCCUGGAUCUUCCUGAAAAUACGACUGCGCAAGGCUUGGCCGCUGGCAUCGAGUCAGCCUACCAUGCGUACCCCAAGUCCGAGCUUGGGCAUCAAAAGGCCGUCAUUUUUCUGGUCCAGGGAGGCGAAAGGAAUGUUUUCGACCAGCGUCAUCUGGAGUACCAAAUCGCCAAGGCAUCACCGUCCAUCCCAGUCUUCCGCCUGCCUUACGCGGAUGUUCUGAAGCACACCACCCUCGCAGACACCUCCAAGCGCCAGCUCCUCUACCACCUUCCUCGAAACCCAUCCAAGGUUUACGAAGUUGCCGUGAUUUACAUGCGGUCGGGCUACGACCCCAGUGACUACCCCGGCCAAGAAGCCUGGAACGCCCGAUACCACCUAGAACGUUCUCAUGCGAUCAAGUGUCCCAGUAUCUUGACGCAGCUCGCCGGGACAAAGAAAGUGCAGCAGAUCCUUACCACGCCCAAGUCGUCUUCUGCCCCCUCAGCCCUGAGCAAGUUUAUCAAAGACGAUACCGAGGAUGCGGCCGAGCUCUGGCGUUCGUUCACCAACAUCUACCCGAUGGACACGAGCGAAGCAGGACUGGAGGCUCGAAAGAAGGCUCUGGACCCCCAGCUCUGCCAAGCAUAUGUGCUUAAGCCACAGCGCGAGGGAGGUGGUAACAACAUCUACCGAGGCGCAAUUCCUGCCUUUCUCAAGUCGGUCCCCGAGGCGCAUUGGGGCUCGUACAUCCUCAUGGAGCUCAUCACUCCUCCCCCAGUCCAAAAUAUUAUCCUCCGCAAUGGCAACCUAGAACAAGGUGGUGUUAUUUGCGAGCUCGGCGUCUACGGCACUUGCCUCUGGGACCAGAACACUGGGGAGGUCCGUCGCAACGAGGAGGCGGGUUUCUUGUUGCGCACCAAGGGCGACAAGAGCGAAGAGGGAGGCGUCGCAGCUGGGUUCGGCUGCAUGGACAGUUGCACUCUGGUAUAAAGAGAUCGCUAAGCGACACAAGUUUGUCCAGCAAAAAGAGGAAUAAACUAGAUCCCACUGCCGGCGAGUUAAUUUGCGCAUAUAGCGUGCCUGUGUGCAGCGUUGAUAUUGGCCAUGGGCUUGAAAUCCCAGCAAGUUAGUGGGCAUUCACUCAGACCGUCAAGCUGUGCUCGAGCCAUGGGAUUGAAUAGAGCA